Nerophis lumbriciformis (worm pipefish) is the source of this 3802-nucleotide messenger RNA. It is a transcript of the gene acbd4, whose product is annotated as acyl-CoA binding domain containing 4. NCBI's taxonomy places the organism in Eukaryota, Metazoa, Chordata, Actinopteri, Syngnathiformes, Syngnathidae. The record is from RefSeq and is a predicted model, not a curated record. Gene Ontology annotation, cellular component: cytoplasm. Gene Ontology annotation, molecular function: fatty-acyl-CoA binding. Gene Ontology annotation, biological process: fatty acid metabolic process.
UUAGCUUCGCCGCAGUGCAUGGUGUAAAAUGUUGCUGCCGUUACUGUUAACGUGUUUUAAAAGUACUUUACUGUAGGAAAACAACAACGUAUUGUUCUGGUUGUCUCUUUGAAUAAGUAGUACGGUCAUGGCCAGUGACUGGAUACUUCGUUCAUGAAUCACACUUUCUACCCAAGUGGAAGUACAAUGCCAGACACAGUGAUAGCAGAGUCUGUGGUUGAUUACCACACUCGCUUUCAGGCUGCUGUAGAUGUCAUUCAUAAACUCCCCAAAAAUGGAUCCUAUCGGCCAUCGUAUGAGGUGAUGCUACGCUUUUACAGUUUAUACAAACAGGCUGUGUGUGGACCCUGUGCAGUGUCUCGCCCUGGCUUCUGGGAUCCAGUAGGCCGCUACAAAUGGGACGCUUGGAGCCGACUUGGAGACAUGAGCACUGCUAAUGCCAUGGCAGCAUAUGUGGAUGAGCUGAAGAAGGUAGCGCAAGAGGUCAUUGACACAAUGCCCAUAAAUGAGAAGACUGCCUCACUCUUUCACCAUUUUGAGCCUCUGUACGUGGUUAUUGACGACAUGCCGCGGCCCCCACAGUCGCUGCUCAGGCUCAGAGAAGGCUCAGGACAACGUGAGGGUUUGGUGUUGAACAGCGACUCUGAGAACGAGAUCUUCUGUGACUCUGUAGAUUCUGUGGAGCAACUCAGUAACCUUAAGAUACCACUUGUCAAGUCUAACGGGCUUCAGAAUGGCCAGGAGGUCUUGGAGUCAUCCCUUCUUGAAAGCCCAAAACUCGAAAACCAGUAUGAGAGCAGACAGGUGGGGGCAGGUCAUGGUGGAGAGGGGGGGAAGGAUGCAAAGGAUCGGGAUACAAACGGAAGUCGAGCCUCUGGACAGGAAGGUUCCUACCACAACAGGAGAGAAAGUGGUGUUCCACCAAGCAGAAGAAGGCGUGGUGUGACUGGUGGUGCUAGCGGGGAUGAGCGAGCGGGAGGAGAUGGUUCUGAUGAUGUUCCAGAGAGUGGGCAUGAGACACAUCUUCAGCACCAAAUCAUUCUGGCUUUAAGGAAGCUCAAAUAUGACAUGAGGAGUGUGAUGGCAAGGUUGGAGGUGGUGGAGAGGCUCACAACUACACGUGCUUCUGGCUCAGAGUGGAGACCCUGUCUGCAAUGUGCCAGUGUGGCCUCUCCACAUCAGGAGAAGAAGUGGUGGCCAUUUGACCUGUCUUGUCAGACAGUUCUUCUGUUUAUGCUGUGGCCUUUUGCCGCUCAAGGUAUGAUUCAUCUCCUCAAAAAGAUCCAGAGGAGAAGUCAAUUGUCUUCAUGACGUCAAGACAUUCCCCUCGUCACAGAAAUCUAUUCAUGUGGAAUAUGUCCUAUGACUGAAGAACGUUAUUCAGAGGAUCUUUCCCAGAGAAAAAGGAGUAAGGUUGAUGGACUUGGAACUGGAUUCUAAAGCUUACAGGUUACAGGUCUACAGCUCUAGAAUGUAGACCUACAAAUACAUGCAGAAACAAUGCGAAAUGACAAAGGAAAUGGAUACAUACACUUUUAACAUAACUUUUAACCUAUUUCAGUGGUUCUUAAACUUUUUUUCACCAAGUACUAUCUUAGAAAACUUGGCUCUUCAAGUACCACCAUAAUGACCAACAUUAAAAUACAUUAGCGUAGUAGACCUAAAUAUUAAUAAAAUCAAGGCAUAGGUUUUAUUUAAAAAGUAUAUUUGAUAUUUUGGGCCAUAUUUUGAACAGUAACACUGUGUUUUGAUAUCGGAAAACACAACACUGUGCUUUAAUCAGAUGAUUAUUUGGCGUACCACUAGAUUAAGCGUACGUGUAUCACAGUUUCAGAAUCCCUGCCUUAAUUAAAGACUCUUGUAGGUGAAGCCGGCGAUGAGUGGAGAGGGAGGAGGGAUGGGAAGAGCAACACAGACACCACCUUCAUACUUUGCUACAAGUUAUCGCAGGGCUGUCCAAAGGUCGCGGGCGAAGUGUGGCCCACCAGUAUCUUCAGUCUGGCUCGCGAGAGAACUUAAAUUAACUUCGAAGUCUGGCCCGGUGGUUGGUGUCGAGUUUAAUUCUAAUAGCAUGAGGGACAAGCGGUAGAAAAUGUAAGGAUGGAUGGGCCGUUUGAUGGCUGCAAUCAUGCCAUCUUCUUAUAGACAGUGUUAGUAAUAUUGGUCAAUGACCAUAGUUAUCUAUUGAAGUUCAAUGAGCAUAGCAUCAAUUUAUAUGACCCAAUCCGAACAACAAUUCCAGCUCACGGUGCAACUGAACCAUAACCAACACAGGGUCAACACUCAUGGUCCCACAUAACACUCAAACGUCUCACUGAAAUAUGUGGACAUUAUAAAACAAUCUCUAUUAAAAUUAUAAAAUUAUACCCAUUUUUCAAUUUAGGUGAAUUUACCAUGGGGCAGAUGUUUUGAUUUCAGAAACUUGGCUUAGUAAGUCUAUUGCAAAUCAAGACAUUAACAUUAAUGGGUAUAAUGUUUACCGCACCGAUAGGCCAAAGGCGGGGGUGUAGCUAUUUAUGUAAAAUCUAGAUUUAAUGUGUCAAUUGUUCUUUCCCAGUCAAUCAGUAAACAAAUUGAAUUUUUGGCGCUGGAUGUAGAAAUAGUCAAAUCACUACAUAUUACUGUGGUUGAGUGUUACAGGCCUCCAUCUGCUUCAAAGAGUCAUUAAAACAGCUUUUAGAUUACUGGUAGUUAAAUUACACUGAAUUAUUUAUGUCAGGAGAUUUUAACUGGGACUGCAGCUUCUGAUUAAUUUAAAAGGUUUUCUGAUUCUGUUAAUCUCACCCAGUUGGUCAAUUUUCCCACCAGGCCUAAUCCCAAAAUUCCAGAUAAAUCUACCUUGAUUGAUUUGAUUUGAACUAAUAUGCCUCAUAAGUUUUUUUCCUUGGGUAUAUCCUGUUAUGAUUUAGACUUAGACAAACUCUAAGGAUCCACAAGGGAAAUUGUUCCACACAGUAGCUCAGUUACAAAGGAUGAUAAGGAUAGAAAAUAUAAUGCAUACAAGGGCACACAAAGAGGGCGAAAAUAAAAGGUAUAAUGUAGACUAAAGAUGUACCAUAAUAGCAAUAUAAAAUAUAACAUAUGUAAUAUUUACAUAUUAUAUAUACAAUAUAUACUGAUAUCUUAUAAUAUAAUAUAUACAAUAUAUAACAAAUCCCAAUUACCAUGUACAAUAUUAAAGUAUAUGUAACAGCUGCAGGAAAAAAAAGAGCAGCAUAAAAUAAAGAGUAGACCCAGCAGAAAAUAUACAUUAUAAACAAAGAGGGGUAGCUAACAUAGAAACGGUCAGGUAAUAGACAAAUAUAAUCUAUUGUUGUAUGGCGAGUGAUUAUACAGCUGGAUAGAGUGCGGAAUGAAGGAGUUCUUGAAUUGCACAGUGUGGGAACGAAGCUGAAGGAGCCUGUUGGAGUAUGAGAUCCACUGUCCCUCAAUUGUCUGGUGGAGUGGGUGGGCAGGAUUGUCCAUGAUGGCGAGCAGUUUGUCCUGUGUCCUAUUGUCCCUCACUGACACAAACGCCUCCAACUGUGUGCCAAUAGUUUGGCCGGCUUUCCGGAUCAGUUUGUCAGUUCGGUUUAAGUCCCUUUUGCUGAUGCUGUUCCACCAACAAACCACUGCAAAGUACAGGGCACUGGCCACAACAGACUGAAAAAAGAUCUCCAGCAGCUUGCUGCACACAUUAAAGGACCUAAGCUUCCUCAGGAAAAAGAGUCUGCUCAUGCCCUUCUUGUAUGCAGCUUUGCUGUUGUCCUUCCAGUCCAGUCUGCUGUUCAAGCGGAAUCCCAGGUACUUGUACUGCCGCCUC